AUGGAGAAGCCAAGAAGAAGAAGAAGUUUCCUCGACAUCGUUAAGAACGAUUUAGAGUUGGCUGGUAGGCGCUCGCUGCUCACCCGUUUCGUUUACAUUGGCGAAUACAAAGGCCCGACAAGCGAUGCUCUCAGCAUAUUCAAGAGAAACGUGAGAGAAUUGAGCGAGCAACACGAGGAAGCAAUUUGCGGACUGCUGCUACUUUAUCCGGAACAUUUUGUUCAUUUAAUCGAGAUAUCAAGUCCACCUUUGCUAUUGGAGACAGCGGAGAGGAGCGAGCUUGCUACGGUCGAGAAGCACACGCGAAAUUGUCUGCUGAAAAUGUAUUCCCUCUGCGAAGUAUUGACAGCCACGAGGACCAAUGGCACGACGGAAACGCAGCAUCCGAAAGAAGCCGCGAAAAAUUUGAACGCGAUCGCUCCUCACCUGCUGCCAGAGCUCACAGCAGUGGAAUACUUGCUGUCGAUUCAGUCCUCGGCAUUGAACGAUAUCAGACAUUAUCUGCUUGCGUUCAAACGAAUUCCCCUGGUCAAACUGUUUAAUGAUCGUGUUUGGCCGGCUACACCUGAAUUGCUAGCUCGUCAUCUGGCCUCGCGAGAAAAUACCUCCAGAGUCUAG
This is a messenger RNA of Phymastichus coffea, 618 nucleotides long. RefSeq lists its product as uncharacterized. The coding region runs from base 1 to 618 and encodes 205 amino acids. NCBI's taxonomy places the organism in Eukaryota, Metazoa, Arthropoda, Insecta, Hymenoptera, Eulophidae. The transcript has 6 exons. The record is from RefSeq and is a predicted model, not a curated record.